This is a messenger RNA of Diorhabda carinulata, 1127 nucleotides long. Its product is annotated as prostaglandin reductase 1-like. Gene Ontology annotation, molecular function: 2-alkenal reductase [NAD(P)H] activity; 15-oxoprostaglandin 13-reductase [NAD(P)+] activity. Bases 30 to 1034 code for a protein of 334 amino acids. Gene Ontology annotation, cellular component: cytoplasm. Gene Ontology annotation, biological process: prostaglandin metabolic process. The transcript has 6 exons. NCBI's taxonomy places the organism in Eukaryota, Metazoa, Arthropoda, Insecta, Coleoptera, Chrysomelidae. The record is from RefSeq and is a predicted model, not a curated record.
UUUGAAUUUAGUUGAAAUAAGUGACAAAUAUGGUGAGGGCUAAGGUUUAUAUACUCGAUAGACAUUUUGAUGGAUGGCCAAAAGAUGGCGACCUUAAAUUGAUUGAAGAAGAUUUGCCACCUUUAAAAAAUGGAGAAUUUCUUGCCGAAGCAGUUUACUUAAGUGUUGAUCCAUAUAUGAGAGCUUAUGAACCUGGUUUGAAAAUUGGACAAACUUUCAUUGGAUCUCAGGUUGCUAAGAUAAUAGACAGCAAAAACCCAAAAUAUCCUGUUGGAGAGCAUGUUAUUGGUCAAUUUGGUUGGAGGACCCAUACAAUAUCUACCGGGGACGUACAAGGAACUGUAGGUAGAGGAACAGCUCCGCGAUUCGUAUCAAAAAAACUGAAAAAUUUGCCUUUAUCUCUAGCUCUUGGAGUAGCUGGAAUGACUGGGAAUACUGCCUAUUUUGGUUUUCUUGAAAUUUGCAAACCUAAACCUGGAGAGAUAGUUGUAGUAUCUGGGGCAGCCGGAGGAGUAGGCAACCAAGUAGGUCAAAUAGCGAAAAUAAAAGGAUGCACAGUAAUAGGGAUAGCAGGAUCUGAUGAGAAAGGUAAAUGGUUAACAGAAGAAUUGGGAUUCGAUCAUUUCAUCAAUUAUAAAACAGAUGAUAUUGCGGAAAUAUUGAAAAAAUUAGCACCAAAUGGAGUGGAUUGCUAUUUCGAUAACGUAGGAGGAAAAAUUAGUUCGAUUGUUAUUUCCCAGAUGAAUGUCUUUGGAAGAGUUUCAAUAUGCGGCACCAUAUCGGGAUACAAUGAAAAAUCAGAAGCACCAUUCAUUGGCAUGCACAUAUUUGACAAACAAAUAAGAAUUGAAGGUUUCUUAGUGACUAGAUGGGUGGAGCGAUGGAAUGAAGGGAUUGAACAAAAUAUAGAAUGGAUAAAGAAUGGGAAGCUCAAGUAUCGUGAAACCAUUACAGAAGGAUUUGAAAACAUGUUUAAAGCUUUUUUGGAAAUGUUGAAAGGGGUCAAUGUAGGAAAAGCUAUUGUGAAAAUGUAAGCGAACCAUAAAUAUUGAACAAUAUGUUGGUUGUUUUUUUCAAUCAUUAAUAAUACAAGGAAACCAAUAAGAAUAAAUGAAUUGUAUCGAAAA